CGGCGCGGCGGGCGGGAGGUUUGUCUGAGGCGUCUCUCUCUGAGUGUGUGUGUGGAACCAAAGAUCCUAUAGCUGUAGGAUCUUUGUGUGGAACGGCAGGUCCGGGCCAGCGGGACAUGGAGGACGACUGGCACCUCUACGGCGUGGAGGAUGAGUUCGAGAGCCAGUUUGCCGACGAGCUGGAUGUUCUGUCUGAAUUAAACGUGCCGACCCAUGAUGACAAACCCAGCAAAACACUUAAGGAGUCUAAGUUUCGACAGGACAAACAGACCUUCGAAGAAGCCAUUGCAUCAGGCGAUGUCGUUAGCAGGAACGAGCCAAGUGGUAGGAUCCUGGUCCAGGAGCACAACGAGCUGCAGGACAGCACCAGAGACCCUGUCCCUCACAAACGAAAUCGUGAUGUCCUCCACUUGCCUCGGGAAGAGGAACUGCACGACAAUCUACUGCAGCAGGAUGAAGAGCAAGGACUGACUCCCAAGCACAAGAAACCAAGGUUGGAUGCUGUGAAGAGACUGGAAUUUGAGUCACUAGUCAGCCCACCUGAACUUCACCCAUCAGAUGAUGAGAUUACGCCACCAUCAUCACCAGAUGACUUGCCCCAGAUCCAACACCCCAGCUGUCCAAAGACAUCUGCUCAGGACAUCCUUGGUAUCAGUGAUGUGGUCCCCAUGGAAGAAUUUCCUGUUAAGGUGCAGAAGCGGGUUCUGAAACGCCCUCCGGUUAUGGAAGAUUACAUCAAAGUGACAUCGACUGAUGGAACAAGGGUUUACUUGGUCUUAGAAGAUGAAGACGCAGGGCAGAAGUCGAUCAAUACUCAUCGCUGGAGUGGACAGAGGCAGCUGCACUUGCUGGGAGUACCUUUCUUCUAUCUGAAGGAACAAGUUGCUGAAGAGCACCGUCGACGGGUGAUAGAGGAAUCGCAGAGGCUGAGUGAGAUGCUGAGUAGUCAGAUUGACAAGGAGUUUGGUGAAGAGGAAGAAACUGCUGCAGGUGAAGAAGAAACUGCUGCAGGUGAAGAUGAAGCAGUUGAUGAAAUUCAUUCCAGCUCUCUGUGGGUAGAUAGAUUCACUCCAAGGCAAUACACAGAGCUGCUCAGUGAUGAUUACACCAAUCGCUGCCUGCUGAAGUGGUUGAAAUUGUGGGAUACUGUGGUCUUCGGCCGAGAAAAGAUUGUGAGGAAAAGCAAACCGGUGAUGGACAAGCAUUCGUCUCUGAAUCAGUCAUACCCGCAACGUCAGCAGCAGCAGCAGCAGAACAAAUGGAAAACCAAGGCACAGAUUACUGAGGAGAUGCUGGAUGCUGAACUAGAUGCACACAACAGGCCAAAGUGCAAGGUAGCACUGUUGAGUGGGCCUCCAGGUCUGGGGAAAACAACAUUGGCUCAUGUCAUUGCAAGCCACGCUGGGUACAAUGUGGUGGAGAUGAACGCAAGUGAUGACCGAAGUCCUGAGAUAUUCAAAACCAGGAUUGAAAGUGCCACCCAAAUGAAAUCUGUGCUCGGAGCAAACGAAAAGCCAAACUGCCUGAUCAUUGAUGAAAUUGAUGGAGCUCCCACUGCUGCAAUCAACACUCUCCUGAGUCUCGUUAACCGUAAAGACGGGAAGGAGGCUAAAACGCCCGUGGGUGCAGGGACGAAGAAGAAAAAAGAGGGAGGAAUUUUACGGAGGCCAAUCAUCUGUAUCUGCAAUGAUCAGUAUGUACCUUCUCUGAGACAGCUGAGGCAGCAAGCUUUCACGUUGGUCUUCCCUCCAACUCUUCCCUCCAGGCUCGUACAAAGGCUGAAUGAGAUUGCCAAUAAAAAAGGAAUGAAGGCAGACCUAGGAAUUCUCAUGAGUCUGUGUGACAAAGCUGAAAAUGACAUACGUUCGUGUGUGAACACAUUACAGUUCCUCCAUGGAAGAGGGAUGAAAGAACUGAGUAUGAAGAUGAUUCGGACCACUACGAUAGGACUCAAAGACCAGAACAAAAGCCUAUUCUCCGUCUGGCAAGAAAUCUUUCAACUCCCAAAACAUCAAAGGGCGCGGAUCAGUCAGGAAGGUAGCUCACGGAGUGAAAUGUGGACCGAUGGUGACCAAGACCCUCUCAACACUGCUGCAAGAACUCCAAUCAGCGCAGCAGCACAAAGAUUUAAUCACAUCCUUCAUCUCUCCACCUCCACAGGAGAGCACGAGAAGAUCACUCGGGGUUUGUAUGACAAUUUCCUGAGCAUGAGGUUUAAGGACCCCUCGUUCAGUGGAGUCUGUCUGGCUUUGGAGUGGCUGGAGUUUACAGACAUCCUGAACGAGAAAAUGAUGAGCGUGCAGAACUUCCAGCUGAUGCGGUAUCUUCCAUUCCUUCCCGUCGCCUUUCACAUGCUCUUCGCUGCCACCAACGUUGCCAGGAUUUCCUAUCCAAACAGCCACUAUGAGGCUCAGGCUAAACAGGGUCAGAUGCAGAACCUGCUGAUGUCCAUGGUCGGAGAGAUCAGCCCUGCCAUCCGCAGUCGCCUCACACUGAAGGCGCUUGUCUCAGAGAUCCUUUGCCUUAUGCUCGAUAUCCUCUCUCCAAAAUUGCGACCGGUUAAUACCCAGCUAUAUAGUGCUCGGGAAAAGCAACAGCUAGCUGACCUGAUCGGAGCCAUGCUGUCUUAUAACCUUACCUAUCACCAGGAGAGGACUCUUGAGGGCCAGUACAUCUACUUAUUAGAUCCUAACGUGGAAGACGUUUGUCGAUUCCCUGACCUUCCUGCACGGCGACCGAUGACCUACCAGGCCAAGCAGCUGAUUGCGCGGGAGAUUGAGCUGGAAAAGAUGAGGCGUGUGGAAGCCUUGUUGAAGGCACGCAACACAGACAAGAAGGAAACUGGAGACGUCAACAAAAAAACAACCGAGAGCAAAAAAACCCACAAACAAAGCCUGGAGAAGGUUCUCAAGCCGGCAACCGUGAGAGACGAGACUGAACGAGACUUCUUUGGACGACGAAUGGACAGAAAGAAUAUAGUUUCAACCUCCGCAGUGACUGGAAAUGCUGAACCUGUGGUGGAAUCAGCCGAGAAAUUUAUUGGAAAAGCAGUUGGAAAAAGCGACGUCUGGUUCCGAUUCAACGAAGGGAUGUCCAACGCAGUAAGGCGCAAUGUUUAUAUAAAGGAUCUGCUCUGAGAGUGCCGCAGGUUGCUGAGAUAACGAGCAGCGGUCAUUUAGAAGUUUGCGUGUGCUUGUACCGAACAGAACUCACUUGUGCCUGAGCUCACACGGGUCUGAAGAUAAGCGUUCCACUGCCUUUUCUUGUGGGACGUAAGUUCCCGUCAAAUGGCAGUAAUAUUGAACAUCAACCUGUGCAACUAAUGCUGUGGUGUGAGCAUGAUCAAGAGACCAGUCUGAUUCAACAAUGCAUAGGUUUGGAAUCUAUUGUUCUACUAAAAAAGCGGCUAUCCAUGCUGAAUGUUGCUUAUUGGUGCCCAGGUGCGCGUCUAUAAUGUAUAACAUGUGUAUAAUAUGCCAUUUGCCAGCAGCCUACCUCCAAUUGUAGAUCUACAGUAUUGAAAACCUUGGCUAUGUGGCAUAGUGGCAGCAGCAGGUAGAGUCGCUGCCUCACAAUGACAGAUCCUGACCUCGGGUGCUGUCUGUGUGGAGUAUACACGUCCUCCCUGUGACCUCAUGGGUUCCCUUCAUGUAUUCCGGAUUCCUCCCACAUCCCAAAAACGUGUUAGUUUGUAGGUUAAUUGGCCCUCUGUAAAUUGCCCCUCGUGUGUAAGGAGUGGAUCACAAAAGUGUGGUAAAGUAAAUCUAACGUGGACGGGUGAUCGAUGAUCGGCGCGGAUUCGGUGGGCAGAAGGGCCUGUUUCUAUGCUGCAUCUUUCAAUCAAUUCAAUCGAACAACUGGUUUUGAUCUGAACUCUUGGUGUUUGCUUCCAGCCUUGACAGACAUGACAUGAAGGCUUGUAUC
Amblyraja radiata (thorny skate) is the source of this 3924-nucleotide messenger RNA. RefSeq names its product CTF18, chromosome transmission fidelity factor 18 homolog (S. cerevisiae) (gene chtf18). The transcript is spliced from 22 exons. The record is from RefSeq and is a predicted model, not a curated record. The coding region runs from base 117 to 3137 and encodes 1006 amino acids. Lineage: Eukaryota; Metazoa; Chordata; Chondrichthyes; Rajiformes; Rajidae. Gene Ontology annotation, molecular function: ATP hydrolysis activity; ATP binding.